Molecule: messenger RNA, 1230 nt
Organism: Effrenium voratum
Lineage: Eukaryota; Dinophyceae; Suessiales; Symbiodiniaceae
Source: the annotation of a GenBank genome assembly
AUGGCCGGAGAGUGCUGCUCGGAGGGCUAUGGGCGCGUCCACGAAGGCAAGCUUGUCAUCGCUUGGCACGAGCUCUGCUUCCUUCGAAGUUCGACAGGUGUCCGUUCCGGGUCUUCCGCCGCUGGCGCCCAAACAGCCGGCACCCUGGUCCCGGGGAGCGGCUCCUGCGGCAGCUCCUGCGCAGCCGCAGCAACUGGGCCCCUGCUCCCGGCGACCCGGGCUCAGCCGCAGGUGGCGGGUCCUACCAGGCGCGAAGCGCGAAGCGCGACCGAGAGGCUUUUGGACCGGUGUGUGAAACUGAAGCCAGCCGCUGGACCAGAAAUCAACCUCCUGUGGACUCAGUAUCGCUCUUUGUCCUUCCUCAACGCGAUGGCUAGCAACACGCGAGGCGUUUGCGUGUCACUCAAUGAGGAGAAGAGCAUCAAGCUGAAAGCCUGCAAGGCACCAGCAAAGGCAGAGGCCCCUGUGCGAUGUCACAAUCACUUCGAAGGCAGCGGCUUGAUUUGCACAAAGAAAGGGCUGUGUGAGUCCAUGAUGGCACUCUUCCUUCAAGCCAAGCGCGAUCCAUUUGGCGCUUUGCCACUGACUUUUAUCGUCCAUGGAAGCGAGGAUCCUCAGUUCGCAGUGUUUGAGGAAGCUUUUACCUCAAUUGCAGCCGGGUCCAAGCAGACGAUGUGGAUCGUGAAACCUGCCGAGUGGGCCAACCGCGGCUGCGGCAUCAGAAUUUUCAAGACCCUGGAGGAUGUCAGAGCUCGGGUGGACUCGAAGGACAGAGUUUGGGCCAUCCAAAAGUACAUCGAACGGCCGCUGUUGGUCCACGGACGCAAGUUUGACAUUCGAGCGUACUGCUUGGUGCUGCAGCAGGGCUCAACCCGUGGCUUUGGCUUCAGGGACGCCUAUCUGCGCACCACAAGCGCCCCGUAUACCACCAAAAACUUGGACAGGAUGGUCCACCUCAACAACGAUGCAGUCCAGAAGAAGGGGGACAACUACGGCAAGUUUGAGUCUGCCAACAAGUUAUCCUUGGAAGAGUUUCAGAAGUACUUAGAUGAACAUCAUGCUCGCAAGGUGAGUGUGCGGGAGGAUCUCAUGCCUCAGAUUCGUGGCUUGAUGGCCGAUGCUGCUUGGCAUGACCACCGGUUUUGGUGUUCUCGAUUGGGCUCGCAGCCGCCAGGCGAUCCGAUCAGUUGCUCACAGACUGAAUCCUCGCAACAUCGAGAACUGCUUUGA